UGCACUUCAAGUCGAAGGCAACAAAACGCGGAAGUGAAAAAGUGAAAAUUAAAGUAAAAAUUAAAAUAAAUGAAUAAAUUUUGUGUGCAAGUGAUAAAGGCAUAAAGCAAACUAAAUUGUUGAAGUGAAGCGUUUUAAGUUUAAGGAAAUUAACUUAUAAACCAAAAAGCAGUGAAAGACUGAAAAAGUUCGGCUGUUUUAUUUCAUUUUUAAGUGAGUAUCGAAGUUUUGUAUUAAAAAACUAAACUUUUAAGCUGUCCUUCUCGCAACGAAAGGUAGAAACUUAACCGAAUUAUUUCAAAAAAGUGUAAUUAAAAAUAAAUAAAAUGCCACUCAACUGGAGCCCCCCUCAACGUAAGAGGAAACUUACCAAGGGGGGCUCCGAAGUGUCAAUCACCUCAAAUUCAUCUUUAACCUCAAAUAUUUCAAAUCGUGCACAAAGCGCCAACAUCUACGCCACCAGCACGACCACCACCAACGCCACGAACAACAAUACCAAUACAAUAAAAUCCACCGCAUCCAACAGUAGCCACCCACAGUGUGAUGAUGACAGUUUCCUAUUACUCAAACAUCAACAACAACAACACACCUCAGCGCCACUAAAACUUGGCAAUUCGAAAUAUUCCCUGAAACGUUCAGCAAUAACAGCCAAUGAAGCCAUGAGCACGAGCAGCUCAAUGCAAUCGUUGUACUCAACGAAUUCUGCAACAAAAAUUUUGGAGACGAAACGUGAUGAGAUCGAUCAUUAUGGUUUAUUUUCAAAAACUGCUCAACACUAUGCAAAUCUCUCCAAACAACAACAACAUCAUCACCAUCAUCAUCAUCAUCAUUCCAGUUCACAUAUAAUCGGACGCAGUGGUAUUGGCGGCGGCGGCGGCGGCGGCGGUAGUGUAUGCUCAACCGACAGUGGUAGCAGCAAUAGAUUGAGUGGUGGCAGCUCAUCUACGAAGCGUGGCAAGAAACAAAAUUGGGGCUCUCGUGAUCGCGCUGGCAUGAGUUUUCUGAUUGUUAUUGCAUUUUUUGCCGUCUUUGGUCUGAUCGUGUUGAUGGAGCUGUUCAUGAUCGACGAACGUUCGCACACUGGAAUGAUGGCGUUGCGGCAUGGAAACAACUUUGGUUCACGUUCCGGUGAUUCAAUGCCGGAUUAUGAUAAUGUGAAGGAUGACUACGAUUUGCUGGAUGAAAAUCUAUUGAGUGAUAGUAAAUUAGGAUUUGUACAAUUUCGUGAUAAUAAAUUAAAAAUUCAAGAUGCUGAGAGCGAUGGCAAUGGACGCGUGGCGGGUGUUCUAAUCAAUUCCGGCGGCAUUGAAUCAGCGCAAGCUCAACGCGGCAAUGCAGAUGGCGCUGGUGCGGGCGUUGGCGGUGGCAUCGUACGACCCGGCGGCGGUAUGGGAACACCUAUAAUACCGUGGGGUAAGAUAUUACCUAGCAAAGUAGAGGAGACACUGCCACACUUUCCAAUUGGCAUGCAGCCAAAUGAUGGCGCUUGGCAAGUUGUCAACGGCACACGCUUCAAGUUUUUCGUCUUCUCGGCCUAUUAUGAUCGACGUGAUGGCGCGAAAUUGGUGCGCGUCAUAGGCGCGACCAAGACACGUACACCGGAGCGGGUGUGGUGUCGCUUUUGGUAUCCGCAGCAGUCAGCGCAACAACACAAACAUCCAGAGCAGCAAACGUCGUCAUACACAUCGGCAACUGUAAUGGCGCGAGUUAAGGUUAUACGCGAAAAUUGGAAUCUCAAAUAUAGCGCUGUCUUUGUACUUUGCCCUGUGCGACCCGCCGAACUGGAAGUGCCGCAUUAUGUUAGCAUUGUCGCACGUCUACGUACCCCACCGGGUAAUCUACUACAAUUACGUAACACCGAUUGGGAUCCCGACUUUGCGCAUCUUCGUACGCCACCGGCAGUUCUGGCUGCAGCGGCGGUGGCCGCGGCUAAUAGCAGCAAUGCUGCACAUGCUAAUGCAACCACAAGGCAACAACAACAGCGCCAACAGAAACAACAACCACACUACCAAAGACCAGCAACCAUGUCACCAGCGGGCGCUGAGUAUUUGCCAUACGGUUUGCCCACCGAUGAACAGAUACCGGACAAAAUCGCCGUCUGUGUGAAGCCCUUCCAUUUCAAUUACGAUCAGGCAUUGUAUCUAAUGGAAUUUCUGGAGUUUUACGCUCUCUUGGGUGUGGCACAUUUCACAUUCUAUAAUCACACCUUGGGACCGCACGCGACUUGCGUGCUGCAACACUACAUUGAUGGUGAUAUACCGAACACUUCGACAGCUUGGGAUGUGGAUUUGGCGGAGGUGUUGGGCAGAGGUGUUAGCCUAAUGGGACAGGAUGCCGCUAAAGUGGAUGCUGUGCUUAGCGGUUAUUAUAAUCUCAAUAAUAAUAUCAACAACAACAACAAUAAUAAUAAUUAUAACAAAAACAACGAUGGAAUGAAUUUUUACCACAAAAGCACGAAUCCCAAUAAUAAUGUUAAUAAUCAAACAGGCGUGGCAGCACAAACACCAGUCGCUGCCUCAGCCUCAGCCGCAGCCGGAGCCGCAGCAACAGCACAAACAAAACAAACAACAGCGACAACAGAGGUAACCGGUGCACUGCAACCACCGCCACCACCACCACCGCCAGCACAACCGCAGUUGCCACCUCGACCACCACCUCUAGAACCGACCUUGCCGCCAGCGAAGCGUUACAAGAGUACAAACUAUGCUAAGCCCACAAUUAAUAUUCUGCCAUGGAAUUUGCGUAUGCGUUCACAAAAGGAAAUACGCACCGAAGGGCUUUUUGCAGCGCUCAAUGAUUGCCUCUAUCGUACGAUGCAUCGCUACCGAUACUUGGCGAUGGUGGAUUUGGAUGAAUUCAUUGUGCCUCGGCACAACGAUACGCUCAACGAAUUAAUUAACUCACUUAAUCAUCGCUUCCGUUACCGCAGCCUGGGCGCUUACUCUUUUCAAAAUGCUUUCUUCUAUCUACAAUUCCCCGAUGAUCCCUUGGUGACACAAACGCACUCUUACCAUGGCGGCGCGCAAAUGGGCCAUCAAGAACCGUAUGCUCAUACGAAUUCUGCGCUACGUGCUUCAUUGGUGACACAACGAAAGACACGCAGACGCUUAAAACUCCAUCCGCAGAAGCAACGCUCAAAAUACAUUUGCAAACCUGAAUCGGUUAUCGAAGCUGGCAAUCAUUUUGUUUGGGAGUUUUCACCGGCGAAAGGUUCAUUAAAUGUGCCACCAACAGAUGGUAUAUUGCAGCAUUAUCGUGUGUGUGAAUUCGGUGGCAAUGAUUGCAUUAAAGCGCCGUCGGUAGUCGAUCGCACCGCCACGAAGUAUGUCAAUCGUUUGGUGGAGCGUGUUGAAUUGGUUUAUAAACAUUUGAAACAUCGUUGUGAUCUGCCCGCAUUGCCAAAUGAAUCUGAACCACAAGAACAAUAUCAAGCGCAACGACAACAAGAGCAGAAACAACAACAGCAACAACAACAACAACGAAAAGAACAUACCCAAAGUACAGGUGAGUUGUUAAAGGCAGAGGUUAGUGCUAAAGCAUUAGCAAAUAAAAUGAACAAUAAUAACGAUAAUAACAGUAAAGGUGUAAAUAAAAAACGCGAAGCUAUCAAUGCCAGCGCUGAUGAGCGCAUAAGAACAUUGGCGAACGUCAAAUCGAAACGAGACAACGAUCGUGAAAUUAGUAGUAAUUCUAGAAACAGUGCAACGAUAUUACAGAAAGCAGCGGUGUUAAGUAGUCUGGACACCAUCGAUCCGACGGUGAGUCCGGCGCAUCACGAGGAAUACAAAGUGAAACGAAAGAAGCGAAAAAUUGUGGUAUUCGAACAGGAUGAAGAAGGUUUGCCAACAGCACGUCUCGAGUACGUGGAUAAUUGAAUAAAAUUGUAAGGGUGUUAAAGCAAACAGGAAGGUUGUGUAUUUUUGUUUUUUAAUUGCACAAAUAAUACCCGUGAAGGUACAAUAUGUUUUAAAAUUGAAUAUUAUGUGGAUACGUAAGUAAGGCGCAAUAGUAUUUUGUGGAAUUUUUUAAUUUUUUCAUAUAUAGUUAGUUAUAUUAUAUCAUUAAUUUGUAGAAUUCUUAAUUUGUUGAGAAACUUUAUCUGUUUCCAAAAUCCUUUUUCCUUUUAUUAUAUUCAUUUUUGUUCUUACUAAAAAAAAAAAAAUACCUGCAAGGGUCGGCAGAUCUUGGUAUUGAGCCUUUACUACUUCUAAA
Molecule: messenger RNA, 4212 nt
Organism: Ceratitis capitata (Mediterranean fruit fly)
Lineage: Eukaryota; Metazoa; Arthropoda; Insecta; Diptera; Tephritidae
Exons: 10
Coding region: 327-3875 (1182 amino acids)
Source: RefSeq, a predicted model, not a curated record